This is a messenger RNA of Mytilus trossulus (common blue mussel), 1801 nucleotides long. Its product is annotated as target of EGR1 protein 1-like. Lineage: Eukaryota; Metazoa; Mollusca; Bivalvia; Mytilida; Mytilidae. Gene Ontology annotation, biological process: snRNA 3'-end processing. The coding region runs from base 160 to 1623 and encodes 487 amino acids. Gene Ontology annotation, cellular component: Cajal body; cytoplasm. Gene Ontology annotation, molecular function: snRNA binding; metal ion binding; 3'-5'-RNA exonuclease activity. The transcript has 7 exons. The record is from RefSeq and is a predicted model, not a curated record.
UUAUCCUACCUUAUAAACAUGAUAAAUCUAAAAUCGGUCAUCUUGUCAGUUCGUUAGGUAUUUGUGUUUGAACAAAACACACGGAAAACUACGCAUUGACGUCACUAUGCUACUUCUGGCGUAGAAAAAACAGUGCAGAAAAUGUUUAAAGGUUAGAACAUGUCAGCAUCUUUUGAAACAGUGUCAGUGGUUGAUGUACACAAAGAUAAUAUACAGACAAUAUGGCCAUCUUUGAUGUUAGCUUUGAAAUCUUCAACUUAUGUAGCGAUAGACACAGAACUGAGUGGUAUUGGUAACAGAAAGACUUUAAAUGCAAAACUAUUAGAGGACAGAUAUAAGUCCAUGUCAGAAAGUGCAAAGUCAAGGUCAAUUGUCUCCCUUGGGUUAUCAUGUUUUAAACUGACAGAAGUGACAACAUGUAACAGUACUCCUGUAACCAAUGGUGAUGGAGAUGAUUGUGAUGACGAAAAUAAAUCUAUUAAGUCAAAUAAAUGGGUAUUUUCAGUACAGACUUUUAACAUUACAGCAUUGUGUUCAGAUGAAUAUAUAGUUGAACCACCAUCACUGGAAUUUUUGGUUGAUCAUGGAUUUGAUUUUAAUAAACAGUAUGCUAAAGGGAUUUCAUAUUACAGAGGACCAGACAGGCCAGAUUUUGCUGGACCCUCAUUUUUACGUCAGUUAUUCAUCAGUCUGCUAGUGUCUGAAGUUCCAGUUGUUUUCCAUAAUGCCUUAAUGGACCUAAUGUUCCUGUAUCAGAACUUGUAUACAAACUUACCCUCCUCUUCAGCAAUGUUUCUAGCAGAUCUCACUGAAAUGUUCCCCAAUGGAAUGAUAGAUACUAAAUAUGUCACAGAUUUCCAACACAGAAUGCCUGCAUCAUAUCUAGAAUAUGUAUACAGGAAACGACAGAGAGAUAAUUAUUUUGGAAUAGAGAACCAUAGAUCAUACUGUGCAAUAGACAUUCCUAACUACACCAAGAUGUCUGACCAAGUAAUUGUAUGUAAUGUUAAAUUACCACAGUCCUAUACAACAGAUAUACCAGAGGAACAGGUUGACAAGCUAAAGGAUUCUGUCUGUGAAGUUUUCGGGGGUCAUGGUUGGUGUGGAAAAGGAAGUAAAUGUAAAAGAUCACAUGACAUUGACCUAAUUCUAGAUUUAGACCAGUUUGUUCAAACAAAAAAGAGACGUAAACGGAAGCGAAGACGUCAUAAUAAAGAAAACAGUGAGUUAUUAGAAGAAAGUAAUACUACCAUUGAUGAUUCAAUACAAGAGGAGGUAACUGCGAUGGAAAAUGAGGAACACAAUGAAUCUCAUGCUAAAGAAAUAACACUUCCGGCAGAUAUAUUGAAGAAACCUGUUGAAAUUGUACGAUCAGGUAGUCAUAGGGCAGGGUUUGAUGCUUUCAUGACUGGAUUUAUUUUAUCUACGUACAUAGCUCAGUAUGGAUCUUACAAUGGAAGCUUACUUUUGAAAGAUUUUGGAGUUGAGCAGAUGAAAAAUUCUAUAUAUUUGACAGGUAAAGAUCACCCACUUAAUAUUGUAAAGAGUAGCUUUGCCAAAACAUCCAAAGAACAUAGAGACAAAUUAAUGAAACUGAAAGUAGGUAGACCAUUGGAUUCAUAAGUUUUAUUAUUGUGUUUAAUUAAAUAUGUUGUAUCAGUGUUUACAGGGACAAAGAGUCAAAUUUUAGCCUGUUUUCAUCAAUUACCAUUUUAAGAUCAUUUUGAGAACAUUUUCUUCUUUUAACAUACAUGUUCAUCUAUUUGACCAUAUUAUCAUCAAUUAAAAGAUAUUGAUGCAU